AUGUCAUCGAACCAGGACCCGAUCUGCAGUGACGAUGAUCAGGAACUGCUGAUUUCCGCCCCGCUUUCGUCUCUGUGCCGCAUUAAGGGUAUCUCGGUUGUGGCACCGGCGAACGAUACUGCGCCGUCACGAGUCAAGAUCUUUGUCAACCUCGUCAGUGUGUCAGGGUUUUGCUCUGUUCGGCGGCUGGUUCCACAGGAGCAGCUGCAGCUUGCGGACGGUGGCUGCGAGGAUCGUAUCAUCUACAGGGUGAAUGCGACCAAAUUCUCGGCGGUCUCCUCGCUUACCUUCUUCUUCGAUGAGAGCUACAAUGGCGAGGAGACAAACGUGCUGCGCAUCGAACUUUUUGGUGAAAAUACAGGCAAGUCUACGCAGCAACAGGUGGCAACGAAUAUUGUAUACGAGGCUCGCGGAAAUCCGGCAGAUCACCAGAGCGGGGAAAACAAGAAGUCGCUGUUCGAGGUCAGAUGA
Messenger RNA from Leishmania braziliensis MHOM/BR/75/M2904, 471 nucleotides. RefSeq lists its product as hypothetical. NCBI's taxonomy places the organism in Eukaryota, Euglenozoa, Kinetoplastea, Trypanosomatida, Trypanosomatidae. The transcript has a single exon. The record is from RefSeq and is a predicted model, not a curated record. Bases 1 to 471 code for a protein of 156 amino acids.